GCCGGUCGCAACCGCGAAUUAUCCAUAGUCGUGCGUCGGCAGCCGACGGAGAAGGACGGUGUGGGGCGUAUCGGGACGCUGCAUAGUCGUUCGCAACUGUAAAGGUUAAAUGGUAAUCUAAAUCGACCAUGUACAACCUGAAUCUGAACGUGAACCCUAGUCCGACGGCUGCCGCGGGUCUUCUCGGUGUCGCGGCGGCCGAGGUCACACCAAGGACACCGGAAAUCGUAAACUCCCUAAUCGCCAUGACCAAUCCCUUCGAGGGUUACACGAACGAGAGGAGCAGGGACCGUACGGAUUCGACUAGUAGCGGUGAGCCGAGCCCACCGAGCGUUCAGCACACCUGUAGUCAGCUCAUUAAAGAAGGAUUGAAGUUGACGCUGCAAACAAAAAGGAGAGCCAACGGGACCGGGGACGAUACGAAAAAGAAGACAAAGAAGGAAGACGGGAGCGCAGACGACGAGGAAGAGGAGGAAGCGAGCAACAACAACAACCGCGGUGGACUAACGCCAGAGGACGAGGAAAGGCGCCGAAGGAGACGCGAGAGGAACAAGAUAGCCGCUACCAAAUGUCGAUUGAAGAAACGCGAGAAGACAGUGACCUUGGUGCAGGAAUCAGAGAUCCUCGAAACGCAGAACCACGACCUGAAGUCGCAGAUUCAGGAGCUGGAAACGCAGAGGCGCAGGCUAGUAGACAUGUUGAGUCUCCAUGGACCAACUUGCUUGAAGCAAGGUGGCACAGAUACCUCGUACCAACAGUUUGCAGAACCUUUGCAGCUGCCCAGUUACCAGGAGAACUUUGUGCAGCCUCCACCAGCAUUGAAUCAGCCUCAAAACUGUGUGACAGAAUAUCCGGUAAAGGUGGAAGAGUACGAGGGUGACUUUUAUCGACAAGAAAGUCCCUUCGUGCCGACUUCAAACGCUGGUUGUACGGUUUAGUAGCUUUAUCGACGUUCUAAAAACGUCUACCGCGCCAUUUUCAGGAGUAGUCCUUGUGAAGAUUCGGUUUACCGGUUGACGAAUAUGGUACGUUGUUCGGUUAAGAAUCUAGGAUCGUCUAACGAUGAAAGAACAGUCGUAUGCAUUCCAAGAAGACGCAAGAAAGCGGAAAUACCUGUGUCGGUUAGUGGAAACGUCGUCUGGAAGACGAUAUAGAAGUUUUGAACGAGAUUUUGAGAUUAUUCUGGGUCCUUUUGCAUCCUACUGAACUAGUAUCAUUAGAAGGAUAUUAAAAGUCACAAGUCACAAAUUAUCAAUACCAAAAUUGCUUUCCAUCUGUAAUUUAUAAAGAAAAUUUUAUAAAUUAGAGAUUAUUCGAUUAUUUUAUUUGCGGAAAAAAUUGUAAAAUUAUAAAGAAGAAAUCUGUAACUGUAACUUAUCAUUUGUCAUUUCAUUAGUCGUCGAUAUUAUUAGUUAGUAGAUUAUUACAAGAAACGACCCCGAUCUCUUUCUUAGUACUUCCGGUAGACCGAAUCUUCUGGAUCUCCCUUCUCUGUUAAUCGCAAGUCUGUAGUUCGUAAGUUGAUUACUGUAAUAACGGUGCGCUCCUGUCUUCUCCUUUCACCCUGUUUUCUUCUUCUUUCUUUUUUUAAUAUGUCCCUUUAUACUCGAAGCGUUCGAUGGAGAACGCUUGAAGACAUUCCUUGAAAGUAACCCUUUCUUGAAAAUAAGUAACCGAUUCCUUGAACAUAAGUACUGUGACAUUCUAAGGUAUAAUUAAUGUAAUCGAUAAAUGUAAGGUAGAAACGAAUCACCUUUGCGAUACCCGAUUCAUUAAUAUCGAUAUAUUUGUAUCGAACGUUAUACAAGGAGAGACUAUAAAUUCUUAUUUUAUUCUUUACCGUAUUGUAUGAUUGUUUUCUAAACAAACAUAUUUGCGGAUUAUGAACAUGAUAUAGUAAAAACGAUUGAGCGUCGCAAAGGUGUUUCGUUGCUUUAGGUAAGAAUCGAGAAUUUCUUCUACAAAUGGUAGUUCGCGUCAAGUGCCGUUAUUUUUUACGCGACAUCUCGAUUCACCAGUGAGAACAGAAAAGUAUAAUUUGUAACUCAGCAUAAAAUAAGUCCUCUGAUAUUGAUUACGACUAUCUCACGUGCAUUGGGACGCGACUACGAGACGCGUUCUCAAAGGAUACUUAUAAUUAUACGAAUAAUCGAAAACGAUAUAUUUAAUACUGUAAAACGUGCAUAUUUUAUACAGUUUACGUAUGUUAUUGUAUUUACACUCGCAGACACGCACAUGUCAAAUACGUAUACGUCAUUAACAGUUAACGAGAACACGAUAUACAUGACGAUUAAUGACAAUGACCGAACGACAUACCUCAAUUUCGUGGGUAGUUACCCUCCCUCAGUGCGUUUGCGUGGAAAAAUUUGUUACAACCUAAUUUUCUUUUAUAUUACAACUCUGAUCGUUCAUAAUCGUUAAAAUUUUUAAUACACGAAUGUAUAUGUAAUAGUGACAAGGAGGAAUGCCAAAGAACCAUCAAAAAUAUCGAUCAGAGAAUAUUUUUGUUUCUUUAUAACAAGAUUAUCGGUGGAAAGAAAUUAGUAAACGCACUCUGGGCUACGCUUACGCGUUCUUGCAAUGUACGGAAGCUAGUUUAAUUCUUAGCCGAAAGCUACUUUAAAAUAGUGAAACGCUUUUUCGUGUCCACGGACUAAAAGAUGCUUUUCAUUCAUUCGGAAUGUUACCGCCGAUUGAUCUAACGAAAGAGAAGAUUUUCCUUGCACUUCGUAAAACGGAAGUGAGACAAAGUCUUCCUCUUGUUCUUCUUUCACGAGAUUAAGAAAAAAGCGUCCACGAGCAUUAAGAAUGAUUUCUUUUUUUUUUACGCGUAGGACGAACACGUAACAGUCACACGUGUGGUGCUACAUAUAUAUAUAUAUAGAUAUUAUAUAUAUUUGCUUUUUAUAUAAAUUUUAUUAAGUUGCCCGAAAAGAGUAUUUAAUAGUUUAAUACACAUGUUAAGCGUAUAUUAUCGAUGUCUAUUUACUAAUGCAGAGUUCUGAAAGUAAUAGUAUAUCAGAUAUAUUGAAACAGAGUUUAUAUUUAUAUACGAGAUUUUUCUAUCGUUGACACAUUUAGAAAAGAAUCCGAAAAUAGUCGAAAUAAUUAUUAUUAAUAUGCUAAAAAUGCACAAUUGAUUUUAAUAUGCAGGCUGUUCGAAAGUAUUGCAUUUUAUUUUAAACGAAAAAUAUUCCGAUGUUUACGGAAUAUACAUAUACACAUACAUUUGUCAAAAAAUCACGGACAAAAUUGACGAUUCUUUAAAAUAAAAUAUAGAGUGUAUUUUCAUAUAAUUACGUUUGCUAUCCAAUAUAUACUGCCAUUAUUAAAAUCCCAGAUACAGUCGCUUAUAGUAUCUGGCCUAUAGGUUGGUUGUCUUCUUAUUAGUAAAGUAUAUUAAAAACGAAGUCUUUCUAGAGGAUAAGUGCAGAAUAACUUUAAUAACCAAUAGCAAACAGUAUAUAGGAUUUUAUUCAUUGUAACAAAAUCGUACUAUUGUCUUUUUAUUACUGAGUACCUGGCCGUGGUUUUCCAUGCGACAGCUAUUUUUUCUUAGGAGAAAUGCAUUGAAUUGAAACUAGAAAAAUGGCUGACAAAAUCUUAUCGUUGUAACCCAUGAGGGAAAAUUUUAUUCUUCAAAUAAAAGUGCCUUCGAUACUAA
Molecule: messenger RNA, 3664 nt
Organism: Bombus pyrosoma
Lineage: Eukaryota; Metazoa; Arthropoda; Insecta; Hymenoptera; Apidae
Gene: Atf3
Product: activating transcription factor 3
Exons: 4
Coding region: 129-938 (269 amino acids)
Biological process (GO): regulation of transcription by RNA polymerase II
Cellular component (GO): nucleus
Molecular function (GO): DNA-binding transcription factor activity, RNA polymerase II-specific; RNA polymerase II cis-regulatory region sequence-specific DNA binding
Source: RefSeq, a predicted model, not a curated record